AUGAAAAUGACCGCGGCAGAGCGCCUGCAGCACGUCCGAAACUCCAUUACGCGGCUCAAGUACGUUUGUGAGAGGCAACACCACACCGCCGCGCUUGAUCAGGCGGCUGAGGCCUCCGUCAUGUUGUUCUUCGAACGGCUCCGCAAGAAGCUGCCGAGGAUCGAGUUCAGCCGUAGCCAUAUCGGUACCCCAGAGACCGGCGGCCCGCGACAUCUGCAGUACAUUCUGAAAGAGGUGAGGCAACUCAUGAGUACAGCGCAGGAGCUGGUGCGCGACACCGCGAACGCCUCCGCGACGGCUACUGCCAUUUAUGAGGGCAUGCAGCACCAUCAUGUGCAGGAGGCCAUGGCGGAGCUGGAGGAGCUGUCCGUCCUCCUGGCAGAGCACCCCAACGAGCAGCCGAGUCGCGUUAACAUCGAUCUCUUGGCGGACCUUGUCGCGCUCCACAUCGACGAGUUCGACGCCUUCAUGGCGCUGCGCGUCGAGGCGUUCGUGAAGGAAAUGCAAAACGAGGGCGCCUUCUUCACCGGCCCGGUCAUGACGGAUGCCUCUCAGAAGGCUACACCGAUCGGCGUGUGCUCAGCGGUGCUUCUGGACGUCGCGGUCGGCGUGCGGCCAGGGCACUCCGCUAGCAUUGUGCUCGACCAUGCGCGGCAUAACAUCAAAAAGGUUGAGAACCGUCUGCAUGCUGCAGACAUUGCGCUGCAAGACUGCCAGCCAGUAGGCGAGGCUGCGGCUGUAGAGCAGCAAAGAGAGCAGGCGGAGGUGCAGCGUCGCGAGUUCACGAUCAUGAAGGAGCGCAUCAGUUAUGCCCUUCGCGAGUUGGACUGCGUUCAGCAAACAUGGCGGGAGGAGGAGCAGAGCAUCUUCACUCGUGCCACCUCCGGUAGCCACGACCUGGUGGUGCUUAUGCAGACAAAACACCUGCGCGAGGCGGAGGUGGUCGAGGAGGUACAGCUGCUGCACGACAAGACAAUUCACGCUUGUCUGCCCUUCGCCACCCCGCAGUAUCACCGCCGCUACGGCGAGACGUACGGCCAGCCUUGCCACAUCCGCCUCGGCUUCCACUUCCUGCCGGACGAGAACACUGCAGCCGAGCUGGCCGCCGCUUCUGGAUCGACCAGCGCCGCAGCGCCGUCCUCGCUCAUACUGCGUACCCUCUCCACGGAGUACUUUGCGCUGAUGCGUCAGCUGCGCGUCGCUCCUGCCGACUACGACACCUACGACUACCUUGUGCCGAGCAAGGAGCAGUUCUGGGUGAACUUUGCGAGCUUCCCGGAGAUGGUGAAGGGAGCUCGCUGCGCGCUGCGUAACGUCGACGCCCGCCUCGACCACUUUCGCGCGCUGGAGGAGCAGAAGGAGGUGGGCGGCUACUUCAUCAUGAACGGCGGUGAGCGCAUUCUGCGUGCGUUGCUCAUGCAGCGCUGCAAUGUUCCCAUCAAUAUCUUCCGUGAGCGGUUCGCCACCCAGGGUCCACACUUCUCCGCCAAGGCCGUCGUCAUUCGCUGCAAGCGGCCAAGCGGACUGACGGCGCAGAACUACUUCUACUACACCACUCAGGGAGAGGUGAUCUUCUCGUUUGCGCGAAAGGUGGUGUGGCAUCUGCCGGUGCCGCUGCUUCUCAGCGCUAUGAGUACGCAGAGCGUGUCGGCGGUGGAGCUGCAGCGGCUGCUGACAAUUGGCAUGCCAGAGGGCAGCCACGCUGCCCGUGUCGAGGCGCUCCUCCAGCACCACCGCGGCAAGCCCUACGGUGAUCUGCGGCACUUUACCGACUACAUCACCGUUCUUGGACGCAUGUACCGAGAGUACCACCAGAACUCAUCUACGUUUCACUUUCUGCCGCUCUACGCGAAGGGCUCGACGUGCCAGCACGACGCGUGGUAUGGCAUGUUCAUGCUGCGGCGCCACAUUCUGCCGCACCUCAACAGCUGUGAUGCGGCCACGCCGGAUCUUGCCCCCGGCGCCACUGCGCAGAUGCUGGUGGCGUGGCUGUCACCGGCGCUUCUUGCAGAGCUGGACCGCAAGUUCGACGCGAUGAUCGCCAUCACUCGGCAGCUGUAUCUCUUCAUCGACGGCGCUGUCGAGCAUCAGGGUAACGACGUUCCGGCUUAUCAGGAACUCUUCACCGUUUCGCAGGUGCUAAUGGGUGCCUUCGAGGUGUGUCUGAACCGAUACAUGCGUGGCUUUGUCUACCGCCUCGCACGCCAUCUGCCUGCAGCACUCUUUCAUCGCAUCCUUUCCCUGCGCACUCUGCCUCCCGUCGACGCCGAGGAUAUCGUGCGGCAGGUGCGUCAAUUUGCAGAAUUUUGUGGCCGGCACGGCGGCAGUGACCCGCUCGAUCAGCUUCGUCGUCUGCUUGUGACAGGCAACCUCAACCUCGACCGAGAAGAGGACUUCUACUGCCCGCAGACGUCUGGCUGGGUGGUCAUGGCGGAGCACCUGAACUUCUACCGCUUUUUUGAGCAGCUGCGCUGCGUGCACCGUGGCAAGACGAUCGCCGACAUGCGCUCGAGCGAGGUGCGUAAGUAUCCGUGUGAGGCGUACGGCUUUAUCUGCAUGGUGCAAAGCCCCGACGGCGAGGACUGCGGUGUGCUGAAUCACCUGAGCAUCUCGAUGAUCUCGUCAAACUCACCAGAUGUGGCUAUGACAGCGCAGCUGCGGGAGAUGGUAUGCAAGGCGGUGCCGAACGUACGCAGUCGCGCGACGCGCAGCUCGGUGGUGGAUCAGCUUUGUGAGACAGUGCCGGUGUGGAUGGAGGGCGAGUUGCUCGGCUACCUGAGCCCGACGGACGCUAUGAAGGCUGCAGCAACGCUUCGCCAGCUCAAGGCACUCACGCUGCGCUCGCAGGUGCACGUGAGCGGCAUCGUACGCCGCAAGGAUGCGUCGCCCCUGCACACGCUGGAGGUGGUGUACGUGGCACCAGGGAGCAGGGACCCGGCGGGGUUGUACGUCUUCUACGACUGCGGCCGUCUCAUGCGCCCUGUGCAGCUGCUGGAGUCGUCAGUGCGCACAGGUGCGACUCACCUCCCCUUCCCGCUUGUGUUCAUUGGGACCUGGGAGCAGAGCUGGGCGGAUGUCGCCGCCGUCCCAAGCGACCCCCUCGACGCCGUUGUACAGCUGAACCGCAAGUAUGAGUACAUGGAGCAGAACGGCACCAACUUCAUUUCCCUCACCUCAGCGACCAUCCCCUUCUUCGAGCACAACUGUUCGCCGCGCAACCUGUUCCAGUGCGGCCUUAGCAAGCAGUCCUCUGGAACGCAACUGCAGGCUCUGGCGUGGCGCAAGGAGGCGAAGCUGUUCCGCACCUACUGCCCGCAGCGCUACAUCAGUCGUACCCUUCCCAUGGACUACUACGGCCUCGACGACGUGAACCUCGGCGUCAACGCCGUGAUCGCCAUUCUCGCAUACACCGGCUAUGACAUGGAUGACGCCGUCAUCAUCAACACCACCACCACCCAGCGCGGUAUGCUGACGGCUGGCGUCACGGUCGCCAAGAUUGUGACCGCAGCCGGCAGAGGCUCCGACAAGGACGACGUCUUUGUGUUUCACAACUUGCUCUCCACGGGCGAGCGAUUCACUGCCCAGUUGGAGGCUAAUGGGCUGCCGCCGAAGCGCGUGAACGCGAGCCUAGAAGCCUUUUCCUUUGACCGAGACCACAAGUACCCUGGACUUCGGGACAACAGCGACGUGUACUGCUGCGCUAAGCGGGUGGAGCGGGUGGACCCGUUCACGAACAAGUCUAUCUACGAGUACACGCGCCACCACGCCACUAAGUGGCGCCACUUCGACAAGGGCGAGGAUGCGUGGGUCCAGCAGGUGAUUCCGCUCGUGUACAGCGGGCCGGAUCCGACGUCCGUACUCAUGAUCUUCCGCAUCCCGCGCCCACCGACCGUAGGUGACAAGUUCUCAUCCCGCCAUGGCCAGAAGGGUACGCUACCGCUGCACAUCAGCUCUCACGACCUGCCCUUCUCCACGACGAGCGGCAUAACGCCAGACGUCAUCAUCAACCCUCACGCCUUUCCGUCGCGCAUGACGGUCGGCAUGAUGCUGGAGAUCAUGACCGCGAAAGUCGGUGCCAUCGAGGGCCGCUUCAUCGAUAACAGUGCGUGGUCAACGGUAGACGACCAGCCGCGAGUGGCGGAGUUGAUCGGCGACGCGCUGGUCAAGGCGGGGUAUAACCGCUACGGCCGCGAACACCUGAUUGACGGUAUCAGCGGGGAGGAGAUGAAGGCGGACGUUUUCAUGGGCAUCUGCGGGUAUCAGCGUCUGCGGCACAUGGUCAGCGACAAGUGGCAAGCGCGGGCGCGUACGGACGCGCACACGUACCGAGCAGUGACCAAGACGGGGCAGCCGGUGAAGGGCCGCAAGCGCCAUGGCGGUGUGCGAGUUGGGGAGAUGGAGCGGGACGGCUUGCUGUCGCACGGUAUUAGUGAGGUCGUCGUUGACCGCCUCCUGCACGUGUCGGACAAAACAAAGGCGUUCAUCUGCCCUCGGUGCGGCAGUUUGCUCUCCCUCUACGAGCGUCACGCCACCGAGUACGGUACGUGGCGCACCUGCCGCUUUUGCGGCGCCGGCGCGGACGAGAGCACCGACUCGAUCGCUAUGGUGGAGAUCCCACAGGUGCUGCGGCUGUGGGCGGCGGAGCUGACGAGCAUUGGCAUUCGCGUUGUGCUGAAGACGUCGGAGCACUCUGACUUUGUGUGA
Messenger RNA from Leishmania braziliensis MHOM/BR/75/M2904, 4704 nucleotides. RefSeq names its product RNA polymerase I second largest subunit, putative. Gene Ontology annotation, biological process: DNA-templated transcription. Gene Ontology annotation, cellular component: RNA polymerase I complex; nucleus. The record is from RefSeq and is a predicted model, not a curated record. The transcript has a single exon. The coding region runs from base 1 to 4704 and encodes 1567 amino acids. Gene Ontology annotation, molecular function: DNA-directed RNA polymerase activity; DNA binding; ribonucleoside binding. Lineage: Eukaryota; Euglenozoa; Kinetoplastea; Trypanosomatida; Trypanosomatidae.